AUGUCUAGAAAGCUUGCAGAUGCAACAGAUGGAGCCGCCAAGAUGACUGAUGAGCGCCUUAUCAACGACUUUGGUGCUAAGCCACUUGAUGAUGCCAUUCUUGCCAGAUGGGAGAAAGUUACAGGAAAGAAGCCACAUCCAUUCAUGAAGAGAGGUCUCUAUUUCUGCCACCGUGAACUUGAACAGAUUUUAGAUGCUAAGGAGAAAGGAAAGCAGGUUUACAUCUACACAGGAAGAGGACCAUCAUCAGAUGCUCUCCAUCUUGGCCAUAUUACAUCAUUUAUCAUCAACAAAUACAUCCAGGAUGCUUUAGACUGCUGGUUUAUCAUUCAGAUCACAGAUGAUGAAAAAUUCAUGCGUGAUAACGACCUUUCCUGGGAAACAAUCCACAAAUAUACAGAAGCCAACAUUCGUGAUAUCAUUGCUCAAGGUUAUGACCCAGAACGUACAUUCAUUAUGCGUGAAUCCAAAUGGUUCAACAUUUGCCAGCCAUUCCUUGGUGAAUUAUCACGCUACAUGUCUCUCCAUACAAUCCAGUCAAUUUUCGGCUUCACAGAAGAGCACAGCGCCGGAUAUGUUUUAUUCCCAGUUCGCCAGAUCGCUCCAGCCUUCCCGCAGUACUUCCCAGGUGUCUUCAAAGACCCGAAGAAGACAUACUGCCUCAUCCCAUGCGGUCGCGAGCAAGAUCCAUACUUCAGAUUUGCUCGUGAAGUUGCUGGCAAGAUGAAGGUCAACCGUGUUUCAACAAUCUACGGCAGAUUCAUUCCAGCUCUCCAGGGCGACCAGAAGAUGACUGCUUCCAAGAACUCAACAGCUAUUUAUCUUACUGAUACACCAGAAAUGAUCCGCGAAAAGAUUUUCAACUACGCUUAUACAUCUUACAACGAAGAUGAACAGGGUGCCGACCUUACAACAGAUGUUUGCUUCAAAUAUCUUGAAGCUUUCCUCGAUGAUGACGAUAAACUCGAGGAAGCUCGCCGCCGCUACGGAAAGGGUGGCCAACUUAAGGAAGGAGAGACAAGAAUGACCGUAAACGAUGUAAAGGAACUCCUUACAAAAGUUUUAACAGAUCUCGUUGUUACUCACCAACAGCGCAAGGCAGCUAUCACACCAGAACUUGUCGCUAAGUACGAAGAAAUCAAGAAGGCCCCUAUCCCAACACCACCGGCUAAUGCUCAAUAA
Messenger RNA from Trichomonas vaginalis G3, 1182 nucleotides. RefSeq names its product tryptophanyl-tRNA aminoacylation. Gene Ontology annotation, biological process: tryptophanyl-tRNA aminoacylation. Lineage: Eukaryota; Parabasalia; Trichomonadida; Trichomonadidae. Gene Ontology annotation, cellular component: cytoplasm. The record is from RefSeq and is a predicted model, not a curated record. The transcript has a single exon. The coding region runs from base 1 to 1182 and encodes 393 amino acids. Gene Ontology annotation, molecular function: ATP binding; tryptophan-tRNA ligase activity.